Messenger RNA from Gastrolobium bilobum, 1544 nucleotides. RefSeq names its product probable mannitol dehydrogenase. Gene Ontology annotation, biological process: lignin biosynthetic process. The record is from RefSeq and is a predicted model, not a curated record. Gene Ontology annotation, molecular function: zinc ion binding; cinnamyl-alcohol dehydrogenase activity. The coding region runs from base 193 to 1278 and encodes 361 amino acids. The transcript is spliced from 5 exons. NCBI's taxonomy places the organism in Eukaryota, Viridiplantae, Streptophyta, Magnoliopsida, Fabales, Fabaceae.
AACACAAAUCACAAUGUAUAACAGACAUUAAUAUUUUGAUACAAAAAAAAAAAAAAAAAAAAAUUGGGGUAGAGCCGUAGAGGGUUUCUCUUUUACAUAAGAAACACCCCGCACUGUAUAAAUAGCUUCUUUGUCUCAGUUAUCCAUUUCAGUGAAACCCAAGGAGACGCAGUCCUUCCCUUCAAAGUGAUAAUGGCAGCACAUCCUGAAGUUGAGCAUCCUAGGAAGGCCUUCGGAUGGGCAGCUAGGGAUACUUCUGGUUUCCUCUCCCCUUUUAAUUUCUCCAGAAGGGAAACGGGAGAGAAAGAUGUGGCAUUCAAAGUAUUGUACUGUGGGGUAUGCCACUCAGACCUCCACAUGUUGAAGAAUGAAUGGAGCUUUUCUACCUAUCCACUAGUCCCUGGGCAUGAGAUAGCUGGUGUAGUGACAGAGGUGGGAAGCAAAGUAGAAAAGUUCAAAGUUGGGGACAAGGUUGGUGUGGGAUGCUUGGUUGAUUCCUGCAGAUCAUGCCAAAACUGUGCUGACAAUCUUGAGAAUUACUGCCCCAAAUUUAUUCUAACAUAUGGUGUCAAGAAUGUUGAUGACACCAUCACAUAUGGAGGUUACUCUGACUCUAUGGUUGCAGAGGAGCACUUUGUGGUUCACAUUCCUGAUGGCUUGCCACUUGAUGCUGCUGCUCCUCUCCUUUGUGCUGGGAUCACAGUUUAUAGCCCUCUCAGAUAUUAUGGACUUGACAAGCCUGGUCUACAUGUGGGUGUGGUUGGUCUAGGUGGACUAGGCCAUAUGGCUGUUAAGUUUGCCAAAGCUUUUGGAGCUAAUGUGACUGUAAUUAGUACAUCACCCAACAAAAAGGAGGAAGCAAUAGGACAUCUGGGAGCUGACUCGUUUCUGAUAAGCCGUGACAAAGAUCAGAUGCAGGCUGCAGUGGGCACUUUGGAUGGAAUUAUUGACACAGUUUCUGCAGUUCAUCCUCUCUUACCUCUGAUUGGUUUACUCAAGUCUCAUGGAAAGCUUGUGAUGGUUGGUGCACCAGAAAAGCCUCUGGAGCUGCCAGUCUUUCCUUUACUUCUGGGUAAGCAUUUAGUAGCUGGCAGUAACAUUGGAGGGUUGAAGGAGACACAAGAAAUGCUUGAUUUUGCUGCUAAACACAGUGUGAAACCGGACAUUGAGAUCAUUCCUAUUGAUUAUGUCAACACAGCAAUGGAGCGCCUCCACAAAGCAGAUGUCAAAUAUCGAUUUGUGAUUGACAUUGGAAACACACUGAAACAAAGCAUAUAAUUUUGGAAGAUUCAGAUUUCAGACAGUGAACCGUGGGCUAAAUUAAAAGAUAAUAAAUAAAUCAGAAAACUAUUUCUACUUUUAUUGUAGAAAGAGUUUUUUUGCCACACUUCGAAAUACAUAGACAAAUGACUUCUUCUUUUUUCCCUUGUAUUGGUGGGUACCACUUUUUUUUUUUUUAAGGAUGUCUCUGUGUGACGGGCAUUAUUCCUCUUCCAUAGUCUCAGACAAGUAAUGCCCCAAUUAAAUGUAACGUUGUGCUUUCA